Molecule: messenger RNA, 942 nt
Organism: Chinchilla lanigera (long-tailed chinchilla)
Lineage: Eukaryota; Metazoa; Chordata; Mammalia; Rodentia; Chinchillidae
Product: olfactory receptor 1361-like
Exons: 1
Coding region: 1-942 (313 amino acids)
Biological process (GO): G protein-coupled receptor signaling pathway
Cellular component (GO): membrane
Molecular function (GO): G protein-coupled receptor activity; olfactory receptor activity
Source: RefSeq, a predicted model, not a curated record
AUGGGAGGCCGGAACCAGUCCAGCGUCUCCGAGUUCCUCCUCCUGGGCCUCUCCAGGCAGCCCCAACAGCAGCAGCUCCUCUUCCUGCUCUUCCUCACCAUGUACCUGGCCACCGUCCUGGGGAACCUGCUCAUCGUCCUGGCCAUCAGCACCGACUCUCGCCUGCACACCCCCAUGUACUUCUUCCUCAGCAACCUGUCCUUCGUGGACAUCUGCUUCUCCUCCACCACUGUCCCCAAGGUGCUGGCCAAUCACAUACUUGGCAGCCAGGCCGUCUCCUUCUCUGGCUGUCUCACGCAGAUGUAUUUUCUCUUUGAGCUUACUGACAUGGACAAUUUCCUCCUGGCCGUGAUGGCCUAUGACCGCUUUGUUGCCAUAUGCCAUCCUUUACGGUACACAACAAAGAUGACCCGUCAGCUCUGUGUUCUGCUGGUGGCUGGCUCUUGGGUGGUCGCCAACCUGAACGCUCUGUUGCACACCCUGCUGAUGGCUCGGCUCUCAUUCUGUGCAGACAAUGUGAUCCCCCACUUCUUCUGUGACGUGAGCCCGCUCCUGAGACUCUCCUGCUCAGACACACACCUCAAUGAAAUGAUGAUUCUUACCGAGGGUGCCCUGAUCAUGAUCACCCCGUUUGUCUGCAUCCUGGCCUCCUACCUGUGCAUCACCUGUGCUGUCCUGAGGAUCCCCUCCACGAGGGGGCGGUGCAAAGCCUUCUCCACCUGCGGCUCCCACUUGGCGGUGGUGGCCCUCUUCUAUGGCACCAUCAUUGCUGUGUAUUUCAACCCUGCAUCCUCUCACUCUGCUGAGAAGGACACCGCAGCGACUGUGCUGUACACAGUGGUGACCCCCAUGCUAAACCCUUGCAUCUACAGCCUGAGGAACAGAGACUUGAAAGCAGCUCUGAGAAAAGUGGUCAGCAGAAAUAUAUUCUCUUACCGAUGA